AUGAGGCCAGCUUUGCUGGCGUGCGCUAUCGCGGCCUUCUUCUCUACCUCGAUCGCCGCGCCGCCUGGCCCACAGAGAGGGGCUGCAGUAAUCGCGGAUGAGGCCGUCCAGGGAGAGUCUCCAGCGGAAGGAGGAGAGGGCUCGGAUUAUACUAUAUUCAAUGGCAUCAAGGUGCCGCCGAUGAAAGAAAUACAAGGCGACGACUUCGCCGAGACGAUAAAAGAUGGUUAUUGGUGGGUCAAACAUUACUCGCCAUACUGUGGUCACUGUAAAGCAAUUGCGCCACUCUGGCAGACUCUGUACGAAUUCUAUGCGACCUCAGAUCCCUUACAGGGCAUGACAAAGUCUGGUCAGCCCGACUUGUUCUCGCCGAACAGCUUUCAUGGAUACUACAACUUUCACUUUGCCUCAGUGAAUUGCAUUGCCUUUGGAGAUAUAUGCGAUAAGAAUGGGGUCAGAGCCUGGCCCACAUUCCUAUUGUACAAAGAUGGCGAAUUUGUCGAGAAAUACACCGGAGGCAAGUCAAUGCAGGAUUUGAGCAACUAUGUCGAAGAAAAGCUGGAACAGAUAAAGCCCGGCUCGAGACCGAGGGAAGGGGUUCACGUUCCUCAACCUGGCGCAAAGGGUGUCGACAGAACAGCUGAGCCCGACAAGCCACUGGCCAAGGACAAAGAUGUCGCCGCUGGUGCCGCCGCCGGAGAGAAGCAGAACAAGGCAGCGGCACAGUCGACCGAGACUACAUCAGCAAUGUUGGCCUCAGAGACCGCAAAACUCGGAAAGUCUCAGAAUGCGAAGUCUGGCCCCCAGCCGAACUCAAAGGGGGCUUCCAUCGCUCUGACUCCAGAGUCCUUCCAAAAACUUGUCACUACUUCUCAAGACCCAUGGUUCGUCAAGUUCUACGUGCCAUGGUGUUCGCACUGUCAGCAUCUGGCUCCAACAUGGGCGCAGUUGGCAAAAGAAAUGGAAGGGAAGCUCAACAUUGGAGAGGUCAACUGUGAAGCAUCUCCGCGGUUAUGCAAGGACGCCAAGGUCAGCGCUUAUCCUACCAUCUACUUUUUCCGUGGCGGCGAGCGUGUUGAGUAUGAAGGUCUUCGGGGUCUAGGUGACCUUCUAUCGUUUGCAAACAAAGCGCUAGAUAGCGAUGUCAAGUAUGUGGACGCCGCUGCCUUCAAGGAGAUGGAAGAAACGGAAGAAGUAAUCUUCGUCUAUUUCUUCGACCAUGCCACAACAUCAGAAGAUUUUGCCGCUCUAGAUCGACUGACUCUGAGCCUGAUUGGACAUGCAAAGAUUGUCAAGACGGACUCCGAGAUCCUGGCAAAUCGAUUCAAGAUCUCAACUUGGCCAAGAUUACUGGUGUCCCGCGACGGACGACCAAGCUACUACAACGCCCUCGCUCCAAAGGACAUGCGUGACUUCCGACAGGUUCUGACUUGGAUGCAAUCGGUUUGGUUACCAAUUGUCCCUGAGUUGAGCGCCUCUAAUGCGAAGGAGAUCAUGAGCGGAAAAUAUGUGGUACUGGGCAUUCUUUCUCGAGACCGACCAGACGAGUUUCUUCAGUCCAAGAGGGAAUUGAAGAAUGCCGCACUGGAGUGGAUGGAUAAGCAAACACAAGCUUUUCAACUUGAGAGACAAGAAUUGCGCGAUUCGAAGCAGUUGCGUAUCGAAGAGGCCGAAGAUCGCAAUGACCAACGGGCCUUGCGUCAAGCGAAGAGCCGAGUUAUCAGCAUCACCGAGGAGACAUUCCGGAAACAGGUCGCGUUUGCCUGGGUGGAUGGUGUUUUCUGGGAGAGAUGGCUAAGAUCAACGUACGGCGUGGACGUCUCCAAGGGCGAGAGGGUGAUCAUUAAUGACGAGGAUAACCGACGCUACUGGGAUGUAACUGAUUCUGGGGCCUAUAUCAUGCCCUCCCGCACCUCCAUCCUCGAAACGCUACCCCGAAUCGUUGCCAACCCGCCAAAGCUCACUCCUAAAUCCACCAUCGGCGCAUUUGAGAAUGUCUUCUUUCAAAUUCGAAAUUUUGGCACCUACCACCCGUAUCUGUCAUUUGGAUUGUUGAUAAUCAGUGUGGUCAUGCUGUUCUGGGUGUUGAGGAAUGGCAGCACCAUCAAGAGGACAUUAAGUCGGAAUAGCUCCGGCUAUUUCCACUUGGAUGGGAAGGAGGGACUUUUAGGGACAACGAAUGGUAAAGCCGAUUGA
Fonsecaea multimorphosa CBS 102226 is the source of this 2196-nucleotide messenger RNA. RefSeq lists its product as uncharacterized. Bases 1 to 2196 code for a protein of 731 amino acids. The transcript is spliced from 2 exons. Gene Ontology annotation, molecular function: protein disulfide isomerase activity. Gene Ontology annotation, cellular component: endoplasmic reticulum. The record is from RefSeq and is a predicted model, not a curated record. Lineage: Eukaryota; Fungi; Ascomycota; Eurotiomycetes; Chaetothyriales; Herpotrichiellaceae.